Molecule: messenger RNA, 1512 nt
Organism: Aspergillus puulaauensis
Lineage: Eukaryota; Fungi; Ascomycota; Eurotiomycetes; Eurotiales; Aspergillaceae
Exons: 1
Coding region: 1-1512 (503 amino acids)
Source: RefSeq, a predicted model, not a curated record
AUGGGGUUCAAAUACAGGCCAGACCAAUGCGAUGCCGCGAUUGAUGGUGAAGCAAUCCCCGACAAGCUGGGCGGCUGCCAUAUUCUUUGCCUCAUAAGGGGCAUUCGAUACCAUCCCGGCUUCGCGACCGAACUGCAAGAGCAGUCACACAGGAAGAUUAUCACCAGGGCAUUUAAUGCACGCAGUAUCAUGAGCAACGUCAUUCCUGACAUGACUGCCCCUGACGAUAUGCCCUACUGCAUCUGGUACCCCGAUAUUGCGACUGAGGAAACAUAUCGCAAGCUGGCGGCCCGGUACCCCCAGGUGCGUUACCAAGUCGGGCGUGCCUGUGCUGUUGCGGGUUAUGUGGAUUUAUACAAGGAGCUGAACUUGCUUCCAGACGUGCACAUUGCUGAAGAAGCGCGCAACAACAGAUGCACCGAGAUCCAUGACUUGAUCAUGGGUGCUGAAGCAAAGUACGAUGUGAUGAAUGAUUACAAUCGUACCGUCAACCUGGAAAAUCCACCGAAGUCCUACCUUAAUGGCGACACACAGGUACGCUCCUUGUUGGAAGUCAAGCACGCGCAUGAGAAAGAUUGGCAAUUCGGGGACAAUCUCUGGUACUUUAAUAUCACCGAAGACAUGAAUAUUGAUUCGUACACCACAUAUGGCGACGAGGCCAUUACGGAGGAUGUCACACCGUUCCUCUACGCCCCUCUCCCAGUCGACUUGCCCACUGUCAACAAAGACCUCCUCAUUCUAACAGCAGCAUACUAUGGCGACAUCGAUCGGUAUGUCCGACUGCGGCGCCCAAUGAUGAUAUAUCGUGAGAACGUAUGCGUUGUCCGCGGCAUAUUCCACAACACCAUGUUUGCCAAAUGGUGGUCGCUGCAAGACCUCACGAACAUACCGGUAUCUAGUCAGAUCGAGGCCGCCAUAUCCGCACGCUUCAUCAUGAACAAUGACCUUUCGUAUGUACUCGCACAUCCCAGAGCGGCCCCCGACUGUAUCUGGUAUCCAAACGUGGCGAGCUGGUCUACCUAUUUGGAACUUGCCAAAAGAAUCCCAGAAAUGGCCGGUACAGUUGCCCGCGCAUGCAUUGUGGCGAACCUGGCGGCGACCUAUCGAGAUUUGCCGGAUUUCAAGCCCAGCUGGGAAAUGGUUCUUGAAGCGAAAGAAUGUCCGAAUCCCUUUUUCUUGGAAGACUUGAAGCGACGUGCGGUUGAACAUGGUAUUGAUCCCGAUUGUUCCUGGCCUCAGAAUGAACCUUGGAGGUGGGAUCCCAUUGGGUGUACUGUGAGACAAGUAGGGCUUCAGAGACCAUCUCUCUCUCUCUACAGCAAGGUCGAUGCACGGUAUGUGGUCGCGGAUACAGACUAUACCUCUAUUUACAAUGGGUACUGCUGCUCCAUCAGCCAGGUGGAGGCGUUUGUGUGUGCUCCAGAGGAGUGGAGGAACAAAGGUCUACGGGACAUUGAGGAUCUAUACAAGGAUGCUGCCCUGCUGGAUAAGUUUCAACAAAUGGGCCUGUAG